This is a messenger RNA of Scomber scombrus (Atlantic mackerel), 2092 nucleotides long. Its product is annotated as tryptase-like. Gene Ontology annotation, molecular function: serine-type endopeptidase activity. The transcript has 6 exons. Lineage: Eukaryota; Metazoa; Chordata; Actinopteri; Scombriformes; Scombridae. Bases 1 to 990 code for a protein of 329 amino acids. Gene Ontology annotation, biological process: proteolysis. The record is from RefSeq and is a predicted model, not a curated record.
AUGGCACUCUGGAAUGCAUGGACACUCUUGAUGUGUGUAGUUCUCACUGGACAAGGGUCGGAAGCUCAGGAUUGUGGAAUGGCACCUCUGAACACCAAGAUAGUGGGUGGUGACAAUGCCACAGUUGGAUCAUGGCCCUGGCAGGUCAGCAUGCACAUCAGUUAUCAUAUCUGUGGAGGGACCCUAAUCAGUGACCAGUGGGUACUCACGGCAGCCCACUGCAUCAUAACAAAUGUACCUCGUGCAUGGAGUCUUUACUUUGGGAGACUGAAUCAGACUAGCCCUAAUGUUCACGAGGUGAAGCGCACUGUAUCCCAGAUCAUCGUCCAUCCUGACUACAGCAACACCACGCUUAACAAUGACAUUGCUCUAAUGAAGCUGAGCAGCGCUGUCACUUUCACAGACUACAUCAGACCUGUCUGCCUAGCAGGUAACCCCAGCCAGUUCCACAACUCCACCAAUUGCUGGGCCACAGGCUGGGGUAGACGUGGAAAUGAUGAGCCGUUGGGAGCUUUCGAGACACUGCAGGAGGUUCAGAUUCCUGUGAUUGGAAACAAGCAGUGCAGUUGCAACUACAUCCCAGUACCAUCUGCAAACAUCACAAACAACAUGAUUUGUGCUGGUCAAGAGAACAAAGGAGCAUGUCAGGGGGACUCAGGUGGACCUUUGCAAUGCAGACAAGGCUCAAAAUGGAUCCAGGCGGGCAUUACCAGUUUUGGAAUACCUUGUGCCCUGGCUACUUUUCCUGAGGUCUACGCUCGAGUAUCUGAGUACCAGACAUGGAUCACAGAUCAAGUGGCAGGGGCGAGGGUUAAUUUUGUAACAUUCACCUCCAGUGGCACUGACCAAGACAGCAGCUUUGUGUGUCUCAGAAAUGGAACCACAACACCGCCAAGUCCAUCCACCAAUGCAUCAGCUUCUUCAACUGCACUUUCAUUUUUUGUCAUUUUACUGUCUUUCUUGUUCUUGCAACACAUUUUUGCUUUGUAGCACAGUUUUACAUCAACAACUUGCACAAGCUACACUGUUAUCUCAGGUCACAUUACUGUUGCAAGACGGUAAGAAGUUGCUGACAGCUGAUAAAGGUGAAGUACAAGUUUGAAAGGUUUUUUAUACUUAAUUUACAUGUAUGAAUCAUUUUUUCUUGCCAAUGAGUGAAUGGGUAGUAAUGUACCUUGACAGAAAUUGCACUUGCUAAAAAGUUUCUCCUGCCACUUACUGGGAAACAUGCAGACACUGAGCUGGUUAUGGUUAUGGGUAUACUGUGGUAGAUCUGGUGGUGGAAAGAGAUGUAUAGGACUUGUACGGUAUCUUCUAAUAAGCACCGUACAAGUCCACCCUUUCCUGCAAACCCUGUUCUUAAAUGAUUUUUCAGAUUUCAAAGAUGAAAGUAACAGGUAGGCGUGAGCAAGGUUUAUCAGCUGUUUGAAAUAUUUGGGAUGUUUACUUAAUGUGGAAUGAUGAUGUUAUUUUUAUACUUAUAAUACAAAUUAAGUUCAACAUUAUAAGAUGAAGAUUGUUGUUAUGGAUCUCUGUGGGAAUGGAGUCAAUGAAGAACAUUAAAUGCAUAACAUAAGGUUCAGACUGUGUAAUGACCUGAUAUUAAUGGAGGCCUAGUUAAAACACUGCAAACCUCCAAUGGUAUACAUAAAUAGACAUAGCAAAAAGUCCAUUCAGCAUGUCGACAAGUAACCCUAUCUCAAAAUCAAGAAUCAACCACCUGACAUUGCCUGUUCCUAACCACACUGCUAUUUCCUUUUUAAAUAACCCCAUACUGUCUACAACAAUAAAUUACAUGCUAUUUCAUGCUCAGUUAAGCAACUCAGGCCAACUGUUGUGUAUAAUUUUUCAUCUCAAUGUAACAAAAAGUCUAAUUUUAAAUGUAAGGAAUCAUCCAUGUACUUUAUUUGCUAAUGGAGGACAUUAUUUGCUAACAUGAAACUUAUAACAACAGAUUUUGGAAAACAGCUAACUGUAAUUUAAGUUCUUAUAGUGUCCCUGUUGUUCUUGUUCUUCAAUUAAAUACUAUUGUUUGCUUAUAAUGUAUUCAUGAGGAGGAAAAAGUACUUUACUUUUAUAAAUGAGAUUUUGU